This is a messenger RNA of Chiloscyllium plagiosum (whitespotted bambooshark), 9308 nucleotides long. It is a transcript of the gene crim1, whose product is annotated as cysteine rich transmembrane BMP regulator 1 (chordin-like). Gene Ontology annotation, molecular function: protein binding; serine-type endopeptidase inhibitor activity. The record is from RefSeq and is a predicted model, not a curated record. Gene Ontology annotation, cellular component: plasma membrane; extracellular region. Lineage: Eukaryota; Metazoa; Chordata; Chondrichthyes; Orectolobiformes; Hemiscylliidae.
UGUAUAUCUGUGUAUUAUGUGUGUAUCUGUAUUUUAAUGUGUAACAGUGUCCAUGAGUAUAACAGUGUCAAUGUAUAUUUUAAUGGGUGUAACAGUGUAUCAGUGUAUAUUUUAAUGGGUGUAUAUGUAUGUGUGCGUCAAUGUAUACUUUAAUGUGUGUAUCUGCGUGUGUCAAUGCAUGUAUUAAUGUGUGUGAAUAGCGGUGUGUUUAUCAAUAUAUGUGUACAUGAAUUUGAAUGUCAGUGUGUGCAUGUCAAUAUGUGUACUAAUGUGUGAAUAGCAGUGUGUUUAUCAAUAUAUGUAUAUAUCAAUGAGCGUCUGUAUGUGUAUGUCAAUAUGUGUAUUAAUGUGUGCGAACAGCAAGCAGUGUGUAUCAAUGUGUGUAUAUAUACGAAUGUGUGCGCCUGAGUGCGGACCCAGAGCGCUGCGCUGCUCAGUGGCUCACACACAUACUCUACUCCAAUCUGUGCUGUGCCAUUAAAACCCCCACCGUAUAUAUAAAAAAAGACGCUCCUCUCUGACAGUCCGACAAGGCGUUCGCUGAGACCGCCCGUCUGCCUCUCUGCUCCAGAUUCGAGGAAUUUCUCUCUUUCUCUCCCACCACUCAUCGCUUCUGAGGAGAAAAAGAACCGUGUGUGUUUUAUUUUCUCUCUCUUUUUUGUUAAUUCCUUGAGAGGGGAAAACAAAAAAUGUGGAAGAACUCUCAGUGUUGAAGCGGACCUAUUCCGAUCCUGAUUUGAAGAGGAGGAGGAGGGGAGUUGCUGCUGAAGAAAGAAAAUAAGAAACCGGGCACAACUUUCUCUGCAGCCUUUCAGCCGAAAGCAACUUUCAGCCUGGAUUUUUGAAGGGAGAAGAAGAGGGUGCAGCGAAAAAGCUUGUUUCUUUUUUUCCUCUAAUUGUUAAAUUCGCCCUGCACGCUACCCGCUUGCCUUGUGGCAUCGGUGAAGUAUUCGUGUGUGCGAGAAGAGUUCUUCCCUGAAACUUUCGCUGUGAUUUUUGUGGGCUUUUUUUUUGUGUGUGUGCGUGUGUGUUUUGAGUACAUAAAAGUUUUUUUUUGUUGUUGUUGUGCUGUUUUGCAAGAAAGAAAAGCGGUGCGAAACAAAAAUGGUUCCGUCUGGGAUAUACCUGGCUGCCAAGUUGCUAGCAGCCGUGCACCUUCUGCAGUUGUUCGCUCAGAGCGGCCGGGCUCUGGUGUGCUUACCGUGCGAGGAAUCUAAAUGCGAGGAGCCCAGGAACUGCCCCGGGAGUAUCGUGAUGGACUUCUGCGGCUGCUGCUCCGCCUGCGCCCGGCAGAAGAACGAGAGCUGCGGCGGCGUGUACGGUCUAUACGGGACUUGCGACCGCGGCCUCCGGUGUGUGAUCCGACCCCCGUUCAAUGGCGAUUCCAUCACCGGCUACCAAGUCGGCCUCUGCGAAGAUGAGAGCUGGGAAGACGACCAACUUCUUGGAAUCGAGCCCUGCAAUGAAAACCUAGCAACAGGCUGCAACAUUGUCAAUGGGAAGUGCGAGUGUGACACUAUUCGGACCUGUAACAAUCCAUUUGUAUUUCCCAGUCGGGAAAACUGCCUUUUGGCAAUAAAGCAGAUUGAAGAAGAGAAGCCAGAUUGUUCCAAAGCCAGGUGUGAGGUGCAGUUUUCUCCCCGUUGCCCAGAAGACUCCAUCCUGAUUGAAGGCUAUGCCCCUCCUGGCGAGUGUUGUCCCCUCCCAAGCCGCUGUGUGUGUAAUCCAGCUGGCUGCCUCCGGAAGGUCUGUCAGCCUGGAUACCAGAGCAUCCUCGUUUCCAAAGCAUCGGGAAAGCCAGGAGAAUGCUGUGACCUGUAUGAAUGCAAGAAAGUGUAUAACGUGGACUGCAGCACAGUGGACUGCCCAGCCAUUCAGUCUGUCGUCUGCCCACCUGACAGCUAUGAGACCCCGACCCGACUAACUGCUGACGGCUGCUGCACUCUCCCGACACGGUGCGAGUGUCUGCUGGGAAUCUGUCGUGUCCCUAAGUGUGAGGCUGGCACUGUGCCACGUAUCAUUUCCCCUGGGGAUGGCCUGCCAGGAAGAUGCUGCGAUCUGUUCGAGUGCAUCAACGAGACAAAGCCCACGUGCAUAUUCAAUGGCGUGGAAUAUUACGACGGGAAUAUGUUCCGAAUGGAUGCGUGCCGUUUCUGUAGAUGUCAAGGUGGUGUCUCGAUUUGUUUCUCAGCACAAUGCGGAGAGCUGCACUGUGACAGGUACUACGUCCCUGAGGGAGAGUGCUGCCCAGUCUGUGAAGACCCGGUGUACCCCAUCCACAACCCCGCAGGGUGUUAUGCUAAUGGGCAGAUCCGUGCCCAUGGAGACAGGUGGCGUGAGGAUGAUUGCACCUUCUGCCAGUGUAUUAAUGGAGAGCCCCACUGUAUGGCCACAGCCUGUGGUCAGAGCUGCUUGAACCCAGUGAAGAUUCCGGGAGAGUGCUGCCCUGUGUGUGAAGAGCCAACAUACAUCACCAUUGGGCCCCCGACAUGCGAGCUGCUGAUCAACUGCACCCUGACUGAAAGAGAUUGUAUCUAUGGCUUCAAGCUGGACUACAGUGGAUGCCACACAUGUCAGUGCAAAACCAGAGAAGAGCUGUGCACAGGGCUCAUAUCGGGCUGUGGCCUGGACUGUCCAUUUGGCCUGCAGACUGACGUACACGGCUGUGAGAUCUGCCAGUGCCGCACACGGCCAAAGAAAUGCAAGCCUGUGGUUUGUGACAAAUACUGUCCUUUCGGAUACAUGAAGAACAAACAUAGCUGCGAUAUCUGUCGCUGCAAGAAGUGCCCUGAGCGUCCAUGUGACAAGUAUUGUCCAAUGGGAUUUGAGCAAGACAUUUAUGGCUGUCUUAUCUGCAAGUGCAAGGAGGUGCCCACAACCGCCAUCCCACCGGUCAAAACUGGCUCGUGUUUGUCCAUGGAUGGGCGGCGUCACGAGAGCGGUGAGAGUUGGCAUGAUGGUUGCCGUGAAUGCUACUGCUACAGCGGACGCGAGAUGUGUGCACUCAUCACCUGUUCCGUGCCCAACUGUGGAAAUCCUACCAUCCGGCCCGGACAAUGCUGCCCAUCGUGCCCAGAGGACUCUGGCCUUUGGAAGCCUGAGCUGAGUGAUACCUCGAUCUGCCAUGCUCCUGGGGGCGAAUACUUUGUGGAAGGAGAAACUUGGAACAUUGACUCCUGCACCCAGUGCACGUGCCACACCGGGCGUGUGCUCUGUGACACCGAGGUCUGCCCACCCAUCCUCUGCCAGAACCCCAUCAGGACACCAGACUCAUGCUGCCCACAGUGCCCAGAUGAACCCCUUCAGCCUAUGUCGCCAAGCAACAGAAGUAUGCCUGGUUACUGUAAGAAUGAUGAAGGUGAUAUCUUCUUGGCAGCUGAAUCCUGGAAGCCAAAUGUAUGCAGCAGCUGCAUUUGCAUGGAGGGUGUCAUCAGCUGCUACUCGGAGUCGUGCCCAGCUGUGACCUGUGCCCGGCCUGUCCUGCGGAAAGGGCAGUGUUGUCCUUACUGUAUUGAGGAGAGCAUCCCGAGCAAAGUCGUGUGUCACUUCAAUGAGAAAACCUACGCGGAUGAGGAGCGAUGGGACAUCGACAGCUGUACACACUGUUACUGCCUGCAAGGGCAGACACUCUGCUCCACGGUCAGCUGCCCUCCCCUCCCCUGCCUGGAACCUGUCUACGUGGAUGGAAGCUGCUGUCCUGUGUGCCCAGACCUGUACAUUCCGGAACCCACCAACAUACCCAUUGAGAAGUUUGACCAAAGAGGACAGAUUGAAGUGGAAGCCCCGUUCUGGCCAACUCCUAGUGGGAAUGAAAUUCCUGCACAUCUUCGGGACGAUGAGAAUCUCCAUGUAAACACAAUAGGUGGAGACUAUCCUCGGUACAAUGAAGACUCUGCCAUACACUCAGUGGCUUGGGUAGCACUGCCCAUCAUGAUUGCUCUUAUCCUAGUCAUAGCUCUGCUGCUCGUCAACCAGAAGAAGCAGUGGAUCCCAGUGCCCUGUUACAGAGCUCCUACAAAGCCCUCGUGUCUGAACAACCAGUUGGUGUACGUGGACUGUAAGAAAGGAACCAUGGUUCAGGUGGACAGCUCCCAGAGGAUGCUGAGAAUGGCAGACCCAGAUUCCAGACACAGUGGCUUCUACAGCAUGCCAAACACAAAGCAAAACAAUUUACAAGUGGACAGCUUCUAUCAAACGCACUGGAUCAUGUAAAGAUACUACCAGAGAUGAGGACAACCACAGCAGGCUUUUCCCUGAAAACCACCAGCCUCUCUGGUGGCUUCCUAAGAGUUUCGGAAGGUGGACAAUAGAAGAAACUUUGUUGGACAAAGUUCCUGCUCGAUAUUGAAUGAGAAAAAGAGACUGGGUUUUGUACUUACUGGUAUGCAGACUAGAGACUGCUUCCGUGGUAGGAAGCUUCGUAAUUAUAUAUUACUCAAGCACCUUUUUUGAAGCUCAGAAAAAGGAGAUUAUGCUUUGUGAAACAUUAGCAUUAUAGGAAUAUUUAUGUUAAUAUAUAUUAUGCUAAAACAAAAGUAUUUGUACAUAUAUAUAAUUUUCUAUGUUUUCCUGUUUAAUGUAUUUAUAUCCUAGAGAGAUUUUAUCCAGUUUAAAAAAAAAUUAGCUAAACAGUCAUUCCAUUUUAGUGCUUGAUGGCUCACAGGACUCCCAAAAGGAAAGAGCAUCUCAUUUUACCUAAGAUUUUGUGCCUUUUUGCUGACGGCUUCAGCACUGCUCUUGCUACUUCUGAUUUCAGCCUCUGAAGGGCUUUAAAGAUCGCAAAAUGGGUCUCACAGUUAUCCAUAAUACAGUACCAAUGCUUGCCGAUCCUGAAUUUUUUCUCCCCCACUUAAAAGUUAGUCUUUUUUUUAUCCAGCUACUAUGUCGUUGAUUAACUUGUACAGCUUAUUGUGUUAGUCUGUUGUUUGAUUCCUGUUGCAAUUUAACCAUAAGGAUAUUAUGCACUGGGCAGCAUUUCUUUUUUGGUUCCUAUUAUAAACAGUGUGCUUUGUACUUGUUUUGUCUUUUUUCUCCCCCUUCUUGCAGAAGUUUUGACAGGCAGUUUUUUUUUCUCUUCCCUGAAUGCACCAGGCUCUCUAUUUGUAAAAUACAAUAACAGAAGUGUCCCCAGUGGCAGAGUGAAUAAAACUCAACGUCCGGUGCAGAGCUUAACUCACAGGACAAGGAGGUCCCAGUCGCAAUUCCCAGGCCAUGCUGAAAGCAACCCCUGUCAGCUAGGGCAUCGGUAAGGGAGCCAGUGAAUGGCCUCACGCCUCCCAGCUUCAGGAGGGAAUGAUUCGGCCAGUGUCCCUGCUCCCUCACGGCACACCUACCAGCGAGAACAGGAUUGGGCUCAGUCUUAUCGGAGACCAGAACACCACAGAUGCUGCUGGAAGUCUGAACUAAGAACAGAAGACGCCAGACAAACUUUGCAGGAUGAUGCUGGUGUUCGUGGAGAGAAACAAAAGGGUGAAUUGUACUCCUCCCCCCGCGCCCCCUCCCGCAGCCCUCCCUACCAUAUUUAAAGGCAGGGCCCAGGGGGCUGAUGUGUAGGGGAGAUUGUAAAAUGGACAGCUGGCCUGCCCAUUCAUUCCAACCUGUCUCCCACGUUACAGCGAGCAGGAACAGGUAUCAGACAGCCAAGCCAAGCCAAGCUGCAGUUGGUGGCCAAUGAAGGGCACCAUUCCUGAAGAAGGGCUUAUGCCCGAAACGUCGAUUCUCCUGUUCCUUGGAUGCUGCCUGACCUGCUGUGCUUUUCCAGCAACACAUUUUCAGCAUCAUUCCACAUCCUCCUGUUGUCGUUUUAUGUGUUCCUAGAGACAAGGGAACCUGUGCUUAGUACACAGAGUCUUCUCCCCAUGUAGUUGGCAAACCUGGGAGAGAGGUGGGGAUAGUAUUUAAUUAGGCUGGUAGUAUAUUCAAAUCCUUCCACCUUAAACCUUCCAAACCUGGGUCUUGAGUGUAGGGUAAAGCUCGGGUGGCCUUGCCACUGCCUGAUCAGUAUGUAGUUCAGAAGUCCUUCCUUAGACAAGAGAGAUUGGAUUUCUCACCAGUGAUUUCAAUGUUCACCCCCUCACACCGCCUGUCAUCUCUACUAUUGCUCCCCACCACCGAUCACAUUCCUCUCCUACCUCUGUGUCAUUUUACAUCCACCUCGGUAAACCUGCAGCCUCAACAGUUCAGCCUUGGGGCCUCCGUUCACAGCUGAUUAUUAAAUCAUCUCCUCCCCUCUGAGUAAAAUCCUCCCUCUUUUCCCUCCCUGGGAUGGUGUCUAUCAUCACUCCCUCAAAUUCAAGAGGCACAGACUUUUACCUAUUUACCCCUCAUUGCGGUUUAAGCUGUUAAUCACUGGAUCCGACUGAACUACACAAAGUGUAAUCGACCCUGUUCUUUGUCAAAACUGAUCACAGCUCCACAAUUGACUGAAAACAAAAUAUUUUCCUCCAAAGGGAACUCUGGAUUAUUUUCUCCAUGAACCACUGACCUCUUAAGCCACUCCAAACCCACCUCUAACAAACACAAAAGAGCUCAUGGGCUGUGUCAGUAUAGUGGAGCUCUUUUGUUGAGUUGUGUCUGCUACGUGGUCCUCCUUCCCUUGUCCACCAAGCUGAGGGAAUGCCUCCCCCCCCCCCCAACGCUCUCACCUGAAGGAUGAUGAAGUCUGACUCGAGUGAGUGAACAAUAACAGGCUGUUAGACAUAACUCGAUACACAAGGGAUGGUAAGACAGGCCAUCUUCUGGAACCCUGCACACCCAACUCCCAGUACCUUGUGAUUGCUACCGUGUAACAUGCCCAGGAGUUGUUCUUAGAAUAAAAGUAUAGUUAUUCCUUCACUUCACACUGCCCUUGUCCUGAACUCAUGUCUUUCACUUUGGUUCUUGUUCAGCCAUAUCUGACCUCACCUUGUCCCUGAGAGCUAACACAUCCUGUGUCGAUCCAGUUCCUGUGAAACAGCUUCUCUACCUAACAUGCACAACAGCAUGUGUUGUAAGUGGUUCCCUCUCUCAUCCUCGGACAUCACUUCCCUGAAAAGCAUGAACACCCUUGAACUACCCUCCCUACCCUACUGUCCUUAAUAGCUGUCACCCCAUCUCAAACUUCCCUUUUCUCUGAGAGGUCCCAGAAUGUGUUGUCACCCUCCAUCUACCACUACCCAUCCCCACACACCCCCCUCCCAGUUCCAUGGCGCUGAAUGCUACAGGCCACUCACCAAUGGGAUUGUAGGACAGGCGGAGCCAGGAGAAGGUGAGCCAGCAUUUUCCUGCUGUCUGUCUAUCCAACCCUGCUCCAAGCAAGAUUACAGGGAAGAGCAGGAAUGGAGGUGGGAUUGAGUGUGUAGCCCAUGAUUGUACCAAUCGAAGGCCUUAAGUGGGCGUUUAAUGCCACAUUAAAGGCCUCCCCCUCCCCUACCUUCCUCAACAGCACUUGAUGUAAUGAGUGGCAGGAGAGCUGCACCCAACAUGGAGACUGGGAGAUAAACCCCACACACUGCUGGCUGAUAGAAUUGAGGAGCCUGUGUCAAGGUGCCCUGUGUCUAUCAGAGUGCGCCUUCUUCUGCACUAACCAGUCAGACACACUACCCGCCACCCAUUGCUGGGAUCUGUCAGCCUGCUGGCCCAAGAGUAAUCUCAGAGCCACUGGAAUAUUCAGAUCCAUCGCUGACUGUCACCUCCUGCCUUUCCUGCAGCACCCAUGAGUGCUCAGCACUCCUGCUUGGCAUUGCCAGUGGACAGAGAUGUUGGUCAAUGCAGCGGAGCUUCAUUCCUGGAGAAGGGGGUAGUGGGAAGACCACCCUCUCUUCCUGCACACACUAAUUAAAGGGCCAUUGUGCAAAGAAAACAUUAACACGAGGUCCAGGGAGCCCAAACCUCAACGUGUCCCAUCAGAAGUUGGACAUCUCCAACUCUGGCCAUUAUCCUCUGGCCACCUCAUCCUUUGUCCCCAGAAUAGCCUUCAGCUACAUUACCCAUACCACCUCUCUCUUCUCCCCAUGAAACACUUCUUGAAACCUACCUCUUUGGCCAAACCUUUAGUCACUCAUUCCAAUAUCCCUUCCUUUCAACUAUUGUCCCACUGCUUUCCUAUGAGGCACCACGGGGGUACUUACAUUUUACCCCCAACUUAAAGGUGCUAUGCAAAUGGAGGCUGUCCAUUUUGGGCGAACAUGAUUUAUUUCCUCUAUUGAAGUAUGUAUUAUGGGUAAUUGUGAAGAGCUCCAGAUGGCAUUGAAAGGCAUCACAAACAUACGUUGAGGGGGAGAGAGAGACAAAAUAAUUGACAUGGUUCCUGGUACUGAAAAGUUACUAACAAAAGAACUACUGGAAUGUUUGCAUUGAUAAGCUGGACUUUUUUUUUGUAGUAUGCCUAUUCGUGGUUAUAACUUACUAAAUGUAUUAAAAACAAAAGACAGGUCUUGGCACUUUUUGUACUAAUUAGCCCUUUUUUGUGUAAUACCUUUAUAAAGUGCUUUCAUGAGAAAACCAUUUCCCAGUUUGCUUUAAUGUGAAAACAUUUGUACUUGUGUUUCAUAGUGGAAUUCUCAAGUAUUGUUGUAGAUACUUGGGGUCGGAGCUUGCUGAACUUGAAGCUGAAAAAAAAUCUAAUUUAUUGUUUGACCUAAUUUAUUAAUCUGAAGAUUAAUGAAAAGUUAGAACAUCGCAAGAUGUACAGUUUUUUUUGCGCUAUUUGUACGGAAGGAAAAAGAAAGGUGAUCUGGUUUAAUUAAGGGUCGAGAUUUUUUCCUGUCUACGUGACUGUUUCAUUGUUCCCACACAGUGAUGGUUAUCUCUUGAAACUUGUUUUCUUUGCUGUCUCUACACCCCACCCCAACUUAGUCUCCCCUGCCAUCCCAUCCCUAACUCUCCCCACUUGUAUAUGGGAAUAGAAUUCUUCCUGUAUGAUCAAGACCAAUUGUUUAUUUUUUUCCCAACCAAAAAAAUUAUGUUGAGUUUUUUUUAAAACAGGUAUUAUUUCACUACUUGUUUCUUAUUUUUGUGAUUGUGGUUGAAUUUUGGAGGUGUCAUAAAAAAGAACUAACAGAAUGCAGGACAUAUGGGGUAAGAUGCUUUUUUAAAAAAAAAUGAGGGGAAGAAAGAUUGCUGUCCACUACGUACUGUAUCCAUUUCACUCUUGUACUUUGGUUACUGUUGUGCUAAUGUAAGAUAAUGCAAAAUAUUUCUCAAAUAGAUGCGUAUGUGGCACUUGGAGUGCACUGCAGUUCCGCAGUUGGCUUGUUUACUUUUUUUUAAAUGUAAGGCAUUUUCUUGUAAAUUCGCUCUUGACAGCACAAUAAACAUCGUUAAACCCA